Messenger RNA from Salarias fasciatus (jewelled blenny), 1793 nucleotides. RefSeq names its product GTPase IMAP family member 9-like. The coding region runs from base 403 to 1569 and encodes 388 amino acids. The record is from RefSeq and is a predicted model, not a curated record. Gene Ontology annotation, molecular function: GTP binding. The transcript has 2 exons. Lineage: Eukaryota; Metazoa; Chordata; Actinopteri; Blenniiformes; Blenniidae.
CAUAUAGAGAAAAAAUAGAUGAAAUUAAUAUACUUUUGUUGACACUUUUACCCUCUGUUGUUGCAUGAUUUUGGAAAAAUAUCUUGCUAUUAUUGACUACUGCAAUUGUGACAUGAUUUUUAAUAUUUUUGAAUAAUUUUCAUGAAACAGAUUGUGAUUAGAUGAUCUCAGCAUGACAAUGACAUAUUUAAAUUCCAUAUUUCAAAACACAUUUCUCCUCUAACAAACAUUACAACCUUCAAUGAAACAUAGACUAUGAGAUUUCUACAACAUAAACUCACCUCUUCUGCAACCCUUUGACGAUCUCUGAACUGAGUGCCCAACGCCUCUUUACUGUCGGACAGCCACUUCUUUGCUCACUCAUGGAAUGGAGAGAAUUUCUGUGAAGGAUAAGGAGAAGUCAUGAUAAUAACUAAAAAGGGGAAAAGAGAGAUCAUGUUGAAAAAUGUGACGAUCAUAUUACUGACAGGAAUAUUACCUGAUGUUUUCGAUGUCCUGUUCAAACUUCUGGAUGCUCACUUUUAUGUGGACUGCAUCUAUGUUCUUCUGGAGCUUGGCAUGGAGGAGGUCUACAUGUGGCAUGAUGUGGUGGAAAAGUUCCAGAAAGAACUUAAAGUCCUGAUGUUCCAGCAGCAUGGCCGUAGCUCCUGCCUCUCUGAUGGUGCUGGCAUCAAGUCACCUGAGUCUGGUCAGGAGCUUCUGGAACUCAGGAUGGUUCUGGUUGGAAAAACUGGAACUGGAAAAAGUUCCACAGGAAACACUCUGUUGAGAAAGAAGGUGUUUGACGCUCAGAUGUCUUCAGCUGCGGUGACUUCAGAGUGCAAGAAGGAAAGAGCCGAGUUUGAAGGUCAGAGUCUGGCUGUGGUCGAUACUCCUGGUCUGUUUGACACCAACAUGACUGAAGAGGAGGUGAUGAGGGAGAUAGCAAAAUGCUUCUCACUGGCUGCUCCUGGUCCUCAUGUCUUCCUGGUGGUGAUCAAGCCCAAUAGAUUCACAGAAGAGGAACAACAGACAGUAAAACUCAUCCAGAAGCUGUUUGGAGAAAAAGCAUCAGAGUACACCAUGGUCCUGUUCACCCACGGAGAUGAUCUGGAAUACGAAGGAAAGUCCAUUGAAACCUUCAUCAGUGAAAAUCCAAAUCUUCUGAAGUUUGUCCGUCAGUGUCAUGGAGGAUAUCAUGUCUUCAACAACAGGAAGAACGAUCCAGAACAAGUCCGAGAGCUGCUGAAGAAGAUCCACCUGAUGGUUCAGAGGAAUGGAGGAGGAUGCUUUACCAACGAGAUGCUGGAGGAGGCUGAGAGAGCCAUCAGAGAGGAGAUGGAGAAACUUCUCAAGGAAAACCCUCAAAUAAAGCAGUUGGAGGUUCGGCGAGAGGCCGAGAACAACAACAGCUUUCUAACAACUCUCUUGAUGGCUUUUGGGAGAGCUAUUGGAAGUGCUAUUGGUUCAGUAGGAUCUUCAGCUGGAGGUGCAGCUGGAGCUGUGGCUGGAGCUGCAGUUGGAGCUGCAAUAGAAGCUGUGAGUAAAUCUGUUGCAGAUAAAAUGAAAGACUUGUGCGUUAUCCAGUGAUAAUCACAUCUCAUCACCUGUUCACUGCGUCUUGUCAAACUCAGCUCAGUUUGUAUUGAUUAUAUCUGAUCUUCUAUCAUGGAACAAAAUAAAAACUUCUACCUGCAGCCAUUUUCAAUGAAAGUGAUCAGAACAGACUGCAGCAACAGUGGUUUUCAUUCAGUCUUCAGACACAAUGUGACUGAUUCUUUUUGACAUAUUAUAAUAAAUACAUCAGUGAUGAU